This is a messenger RNA of Electrophorus electricus (electric eel), 2648 nucleotides long. It is a transcript of the gene cdk8, whose product is annotated as cyclin dependent kinase 8. Gene Ontology annotation, biological process: protein phosphorylation. Gene Ontology annotation, cellular component: nucleus. NCBI's taxonomy places the organism in Eukaryota, Metazoa, Chordata, Actinopteri, Gymnotiformes, Gymnotidae. Gene Ontology annotation, molecular function: ATP binding; protein serine/threonine kinase activity. The record is from RefSeq and is a predicted model, not a curated record.
CCCGAGUGAGAUACCGGUUGAGAAGCGCAGUUGCAGAAAAAUAUAAAGGAAAUUGGAUUAGUCAAAGAAUAACACCGUGUCAUUUGCGCAGAAGGAAAUAUAUUAUUUCCAACAUACAAAUUGUUAAAGGUAAAUGUGGAAUUUAAGCUGAAUACAAAGCGACGCGAGGGAAGGCAACUAAUUGUCUAACCGGGGCUCCAAGUAAGUUGCCUCCCUAGCGGCGCUUUAAAGGGGAAAGACACACCAGAUAAUAACAGCGGUGAAAAUGGACUAUGAUUUCAAAGUUAAACUAACCGGAGAGAGAGAACGCGUAGAGGACCUGUUUGAGUACGAAGGAUGCAAAGUUGGGCGAGGGACAUACGGUCAUGUGUACAAGGCGAAGAGAAAAGAUGGGAAGGAUGAUAAAGACUACGCUCUGAAACAAAUCGAGGGUACAGGCAUCUCCAUGUCGGCGUGCAGGGAAAUAGCUUUGCUUCGAGAGCUGAAGCACCCCAAUGUGAUCUCACUGCAGAAAGUUUUCCUGUCACAUGCAGACCGCAAAGUGUGGCUUCUCUUUGAUUACGCAGAGCAUGACCUCUGGCACAUCAUUAAGUUCCACAGAGCCUCCAAGGCCAAUAAGAAGCCUUUGCAGUUGCCACGAGGGAUGGUAAAGUCUCUCCUCUACCAGAUCCUGGACGGCAUCCACUAUCUGCACGCUAACUGGGUCCUGCACAGAGACCUGAAACCUGCAAAUAUAUUAGUAAUGGGGGAGGGACCAGAGAGGGGGCGUGUAAAAAUUGCGGACAUGGGCUUUGCACGCCUCUUUAAUUCACCACUGAAGCCUUUAGCAGACCUGGACCCUGUGGUGGUCACUUUCUGGUACAGGGCGCCUGAGCUACUGUUGGGAGCCAGACAUUACACCAAAGCCAUCGAUAUCUGGGCGAUCGGCUGCAUUUUUGCUGAGCUCUUGACAUCGGAGCCCAUAUUCCACUGUCGGCAGGAGGACAUAAAGACCAGUAACCCGUACCACCAUGAUCAGCUGGAUCGCAUUUUCAAUGUUAUGGGCUUCCCUGCAGACAAAGACUGGGAAGACAUUAAGAAGAUGCCAGAACACUCCACUCUGAUGAAAGACUUCAGAAGGAACACAUACACUAACUGCAGCCUUAUAAAAUACAUGGAAAAGCAUAAAGUCAAACCUGACAGUAAAGCAUUCCACUUGCUGCAAAAACUGCUUACUAUGGACCCGAUCCGCAGGAUCACGUCUGAACAGGCCAUGCAGGACCCAUACUUCCUAGAGGAGCCUCUUCCCACCUCUGAUGUCUUUGCUGGUUGUCAAAUCCCUUAUCCCAAGCGAGAAUUCCUGACUGAGGAGGAGCCUGAGGACAAGGCAGAUAAAAAGAACCAGCAGCAGCAACAGGGGAACAACCACACCAAUGGGGCAGGGCACACGGGUAACCCCGACAACAGCCAUGCACAAGGCCCCCCUCAGAAGAAAGUGAGAGUGGUUCCACCCACCACUACCUCAAGUGGCCUGAUCAUGACCUCAGACUACCAGCGUUCAAAUCCACAUGCUGCCUACCAGAACCCAGGACCAAGCACAUCACUGCCCCAGAGCAGCAUGGGCUACUCCUCUACCUCCCAGCAACCUCCACAGUACUCCCACCAGACCCACCGCUACUGAGCCUGCCCACGUCCUCCUGGCGCCCAAUAGUGAGAAUGUACUGGGGGGGGUGGAUGUGGCCACGGGACCCAACUCCAGCCAUCUCUACCCCACGGGCGCUUGACGUGUAGCGUUACCAUAGAGACACCACCACAGUAACUAAACACAAACUAACCUAAAGACACAUCCCAUCGCCGUGCCGACGGAGUGACAUUGGAACAUUGUCCUCAGCCGACAAAAAGGAAACCGGAGGAAGAAAUGCAAACUGAAAACAAUUGGAGGUGGAUAAAUACAUGUUUGUGCCAUGGGUCAUCGUUCCAAAGUAUAUGACCUUCCUCAAAAAAGAAGAUAAAAAAAUUGAAAAAAAAAAAAGUGAUGAAGCUAAAUGGCAAAAAACAAAACAAGCGAUCUCAUCAUGUGGUACUGGUUUGGCCUGAGGGUGGAUACCCCCCCCCCCUCGUGUUAGCAUCAGCAGAGCUCCCUUGCACCAGUCCCACCUGCUUUGAAUCUGAUGGCUCCUCCACAACUAAAGCUGCUAAAUGACUGCCAGUGGAGCGUAAUGUCUGUCCUUCAGUCUGUCUGUCUGUCUCUCUGUCUGCCCUUACACCUUACACAAAAACACAUUUAUAAGCGCAUACAAAGGUCAUUGCUGAGGCCUGUGCUGGAGUUACAGAAUGGAGAAAUAAUGAGUACGUUUAGUGCCCCCUGCUGGAGAACAGUGGUAGCGGCACCUGGGGAGGAGGGGUGCAGACGGCAGACAGAAACUUGAGUUUAGUAGUUUAUAAUUUAAUGUUUUGGCUUUGUUUUCACGUUAGGAGAGGUAAACAGCUUCCGUUUUUGCUGUGCCAGCAGCAGUUAUGUGCAGUGGGCAAGCCUUAGAACUUCAUGACAACCAGUUGCGUGGAGAGCAGAUUGAACAUGCAUUGUACUGUAUUGUAAUGAGAGAUUUUACAUGAAGCAAGUAUCCUGACAAUAAAGUUGGAAAUGUUUAAAAUGAAAUGUAGUAGCA